CAUUUACUCCCAAUUUACUACUCUCUUCUCACCAAUUUUCCUUUACACCAACUACCAAAGAAUUUCCUUUCUGGUGUUGUUUAUAGUGGAGUAUUUUAUAAGUUUUAUUUACCCGUAAAACAAAAUUGCCUACUUUAACGGGAAUUAGCUAGUGCGUCUUAGUAAAUUCUUCUCUAAUUCCAUUAUUUUUCCUAAAUUCAAAUAAUAUAUGAUGUGCAUAUUUGUAUAGUAUAUAUACAUAGAUUCACAUGAUGUAUUUGGACAUGAGUGACGAUGUUCCUGUGCCUGUGCGAUUCUAAAUCUCAGAUUCCGUUUAUGUGACUAUUCUUUCAUUCGCUCUAGGGUCAUCGUCAUCUCGGAUUAACGGCGCAUCUAGCAAGAUGGGUGAUGUAGCUAAAGAUCUUACGGCUGGUACCAUUGGAGGGGCAGCACAAUUGAUAUGCGGACAUCCUUUUGACACCAUCAAAGUCAAGCUCCAAAGUCAGCCUGUUCCCCUUCCUGGACAGCUUCCGAAAUAUUCAGGUGCUAUAGAUGCUGUGAAGCAAACAUUAGCUGCUGAAGGUGCAGGGGGUUUGUACAAGGGCAUGGGAGCCCCUCUCGCUACUGUGGCAGCCCUUAACGCAGUGCUCUUCACAGUACGAGGUCAGUUGGAGGCAUUGCUGAGGUCUGAACCCGGUGCUCCUCUCACAGUGAACCAGCAGGUCCUUUGUGGGGCUGGAGCCGGAGUUGCUGUUUCCCUUCUCGCCUGCCCUACCGAGUUGAUCAAAUGCAGACUACAAGCCCAGAGUGCAUUAGCAACUACUGGCUCGGGAGCUACUGCUCUGAAGUAUAGUGGCCCAAUGGAUGUGGCGAGACGAGUCCUUCAGUCGGAAGGAGGCGCGAGGGGCUUGUUCAAGGGCUUAGUUCCAACGAUGGCACGAGAGAUACCAGGUAACGCUGCCAUGUUUGGAGUGUACGAGGCAUUGAAACAGUAUCUUGCUGGUGGGAGCGAUACCUCCGGUCUAGGAAGAGGCUCGCUGAUGCUGGCUGGAGGCCUAGCCGGAGGCGCGUUCUGGCUCGCUGUAUACCCAACGGAUGUUGUGAAGAGCAGUAUUCAGGUGGAUGACUACAAGAAUCCCAAGUUUUCGGGCACCGUUGAUGCAUUCAGAAAGAUCUUGAAGGCUGAAGGAGUUAAAGGCCUGUAUAAGGGGUUCGGGCCUGCGAUGGCCCGUAGCAUUCCUGCAAAUGCAGCAUGCUUCUUGGCGUAUGAAGUUACCAGGUCUAGUUUAGGAUGAAUUGAUUUGUUUUGCUGUUUUAGAGCUUCAGAUGUUUGUUGGUGAUCGAUAGUUACAAUUCUUGAGAGAGUUUUUCCCUCCAUUCUUUCGAAUCGAGAUGUCAAUAAUCUUGCGAAUUGUUCUGCUCCUUAGUUGCAAAUGUUGAGUUGGAGUAUUCAUGUUUUUAUGUUAUUUCAAAUCAGAUCAUUCAGUGUCA
Messenger RNA from Salvia miltiorrhiza (redroot sage), 1470 nucleotides. Its product is annotated as mitochondrial carnitine/acylcarnitine carrier-like protein. Bases 381 to 1274 code for a protein of 297 amino acids. Lineage: Eukaryota; Viridiplantae; Streptophyta; Magnoliopsida; Lamiales; Lamiaceae. The record is from RefSeq and is a predicted model, not a curated record. The transcript is spliced from 3 exons. Gene Ontology annotation, biological process: mitochondrial L-ornithine transmembrane transport. Gene Ontology annotation, molecular function: L-ornithine transmembrane transporter activity.